UAAAAAAAUCUGGCAUGUCUCACACUCCCAGAAAGGGCAUCUCACACCCCCAGGGGGUGCGUGCGCCCCUGGUUAAGAACCACUGACUUAAACUAUGUAGAGUAUGUUUAGAUGCCACAGUUGGUCGGGAACUCUUGUGAUAAAAAUAAUUAACAAUUAAAAUAGCAAAUUAGGGGUAAAUUUAGAUCAUUGCAUGCAAUCUCCUUGUCCCUUCUCCAGUCCCCAGCCUAGCUCCUGUCUCCUGGGAAAAGCAUAUCUAGCUAUUCUCCCCAUUGCUGGUUAAAACACCACCCAAUAGCAACUCUGUGCUUAGCAGUAAGGGAACAGCUGGCUCUGAGGGCAGGCUGAGUAUUGCUUUGGUUACAUUUAUUUCAGGUUUACACGUGCUGGGCAGGGGCCAUGUGGGUAACGUGUGUGAGAGACCAUGACCAGUUGUCACGAGGGGUCGCUGGGGAAGCUGGCUCGGGGCUUGCCCGCUGUGGGACUCGCCGCCUGCAGGUCCCUUGCUCGGGUCAGGCCCGGCUUUGCUGAACCGAGGGCGCCCCCUCGCGGCCGCUCGCAGCCCGGCUUUCCGGGAGAGACGCCGCUUGGCCACCCCCGGCCCGGCUCAGGGGAAGCGGCCGGCCAUGAAAUCGGCCUUUGUCACUGUGGGCACGACCAGCUUCGAGGAGCUGAUCGCCGCGGUGACCGCCCCGGAGACUCUCCAGGUCUUGCGGAGCCUCGGCUACGGCAGGCUGGUCCUGCAGGUUGGCAGAGCGGCGGCGGCCCCGGCCCCGUUCCGCACGGCGGCGUUUACACUGGACGUGUUCCGGUUCAAGGAGUCGCUGGCCGAGGACCUUGAGAACGCGGAUCUGGUGAUCAGCCACGCGGGUGCAGGCACUUGUUUGGAAACACUGGAAAAAGGAAAACCACUCUUGGUGGUUGUAAAUGAAAAGCUGAUGAACAAUCAUCAGCUAGAAUUAGCCAGGCAACUAUACAGAGAUGGACACCUCUUCUACUGCACUUGUAGCACCCUUUUGGAGUCAUUGAAGUCAAUCGAUAUGUCAACACUGAAACCCUUUCCUCCUGGACAGCCAGAAAAAUUUGCUGCGUUCUUGGACAGAGUUAUUGGAUUUGAAUUUUUGGAGCCUACUGAAGUGAACAAAACUGGGGAGGAAGAUGCAGUCCUAAACCAACCAAAUAAGCUGUUUUUAAAACAAGCUUUUGGUUGUAGUGAAGUGAAUAAAACUAUUACUAAAUCCAUUCUACAGUUUGAUAAAGCCCCAAUCUCUGUCAGGUGCAAAUGUCUCUGCGCUCCCCGUAUCAUCUCCAUCCCAGAGGUUAUCGCAGAUUGGAAGAUGCAGAAGGGCUGGAAGAAAUACUUCGGCCAGAAAUCCCUCAGCGAGGUCACCAUGGAUGAGUAUCUGGCCAGCCUGGGGCUGUACCGCAAGCUCACAGCCAAAGACGCCUCUUGUCUUUUUCGGGCCAUUUCCGAGCAGCUGUUUGCUUGUCAAAUCCAUCAUAUGGAAGUCAGGAAGGCUUGUGUUUCGUUUAUGAGGGAAAACCAACAUAACUUUGAAUCUUAUGUGGAAGGAUCAUUUGAAAAAUAUCUGGAACGGCUGGGAGAUCCAAAGGAAAGUGCUGGCCAAUUGGAGAUAAGCGCUCUAUCACUAAUCUAUAAUCGAGACUUUAUUCUGUACCGGUACCCUGGAAAGCCACCUACCUAUGCUACAAACAAUGGCUUUGAAGACAAGAUCUUGCUGUGUUGUUCCAGUAACGGCCAUUACGACUCUGUGUAUACAAAACAAUUUCAGGCAGAUGCUGCUGUUUGCCAGGCUGUCUUGUACGAGAUCCUGUACAAAGAUGUGUUUGGCAUGGAUGAGGAGGAAUUGAGAACUGCAGUUGAGAUGUUUCGAAGUGGGGCCAAAAAGAACAGAAACAGUGUCUCUGUUGGAAGUGAGGAUGCAAACUUUGAUUGCCUUCCCGAGAAAGCGUCCAAAACUUCAUCAGAAAGGAGAGUGGAAGACUGGGAUGGCAAUGAUACUGACAACCCACCUGAAGAUAAACUCAAACAAGGCACUGAAGAGGCAAAGCCUCCAGAAAAUCCGUCAAAGAUGCCUUUUCCCUAUAAAGUACUAAAAGCCCUGGACCCUGAGAUCUAUCGAAAUGUAGAGUUUGAUGUUUGGUUGGACAGCAGAAAAGAACUUCAAAAAACUGAUUACAUGGUGUUUGCUGGGAGACAAUACUAUUUAGGAGACAAAUGUCAGGUUCGUCUGGAGCCUGGGGGUAAGUACUACAAUGCUCAUAUCCAGGAAGUUGGACAUGAUGGCAACAUGGUGACCGUGUUCAUUGAGGAGCUGGCAGAAAAGCAUAUUGUUCCAUUGGCAAACUUAAAACCAGUGACACAAGUGACACCUGUCCCUGCAUGGAAUGUGGUUCCCAAUCGAAAAGGAGGAAACUAUCAGAAAAUAGCAGGCGGCUAUGUUUCAGAAAUAGAAAUGUCAGAAAUGGAUAUGAAAUCACGGAAGAGAUUGUUUAAGAAAGUCCGGGGGAAGGAAGUUUACAUGACAGUGGCUUAUAGUAGGGGUCAGCCAGUUCUUCCACCCCGUCUACAGCACAAUGUUCCUUCAGGUCGCUCUUCUCCAAUUAAUUGCUCUCAAAGUUGUGGGAAUAUGGCAUCCUAUGAUCACUACCGUCCUCAGAAUUCUCCUCAGAGGCAUGGCAGGGGAUAUGGAAUGCCCAGGGGAUCUGCCCGAUUUAUAAACAGGAACAACAUGAUUAGCCCUCAAAUAGCAUUCUAUCCUGGUCCAGGGAAGAGAUGUUAUCAGAGCUAUGACAAUUUCUCCUAUAGGUCCCGUUCAUAUAGCCGUAGUCGUCGUCAAAUGCAGUGUGUCAAUAAGGAAUGUCAGUACGGAUUUGUACCAGAGACAGGGGAGGAGCCUCAGGGUUUGGAAGAAACUAUAACUUUCUAUGAGAUUGAAGAAGGAGAUGAGGCCGCUUUUCCUGCUUUACCAAGUCAGGGUAGCCCUGCCCCAAUAGUCCCAGCCCCUGCAGGAUUCUGGGUAGCUAGAAGAGGCCCAAGCCCCAUUCCACCCAGCAAACAGACUCUGAAUUCCUCAGAGGAGGAAGUUGAUGAACCAAGUGACAAUGGGGAAUUCAAUGAAGAAUAUAUGUACACCCCUUCAGAUCCAGACUGUGAAACUCCAACAGUAUUUAGUUCAGCAGAGACUACAGCAAACUUAUCUCUUCAGGAUGGAGGGACAGGCUCUGUCUCGCCUCAAGAUGGAGUUGCUUCAUACAACUAUUCCCAGAAGGUGAUGGUGAAUUCUGCAGUGAUCUCAACCUCCUCUUGUGUUAGUAAUGCUCCAGCAACAGUCUUUUCCUCCAGCACGGCAGCAGCCACUCAAGCCAAUGUUACCACAUCCAUUCCCCCACAGACUGCAGUGCAGCCCAUCUUGGUAUCCCCUUCUUAUGCUGGAAGGCCAGUCCUCAGUACCCCCCUGCAACAAGUUAAUUUCUCGGUCACUAUAUUUGGAAUCAAUCCCUGGGGAAAUCCCUCAGCCUACAUGAUGAUUCCAUCAGUGCCAUACCCAUAUCAUGCAGCUCCCCCUCCACCUCCCCCUGUCAGCGAGGUGGGAGAUAGUGGCAGCAUUCCUCCGCCUUACUCCUGCGAUCCCAGCGGCAGUGAUCUACCUAGAGAUACAAAGGUAUUGCAGUAUUAUUUUAAUUUGGGAUUGCAGUAUUACCAUCAGAGCUAUUGGCAUUCCAUGGUAUACAUGCAACAGGUACCACCGCCAUCACCUGUAGAAGCUUACUCAGCAUAUACUGAGCCUGCCCCCAUGGUGGAUCAGUCAGUACCUCAGCUGUACACUGAUGGGAGGAAUGAUGUCCGGCAAGUUCCCCUGGAAACAGCAAAUGGUACUUUCCAAAAUGUAGAGCCUCCACCUCCAUCCCAUGGAACAGUAUAUUAUCCAGUAGUGACAGAUCCCUAUGGACCGCCACCAUUACCUGGGUUUGACUCUUGCAUCUCUUUAGUACCUGCCUAUCAUUAUGUUAGCCCUUGGCAUCCCGCAAAUCCAUCGUAUGGUAACUCUUCACGACUUCAUAAUACUGUAAAUCCCGGACAGUUGCAUCAAGUCAGCUAUGUUACCUCACCUAAUCCUGUAUCACAUUAUGUACCUCAAAGUAUGUAAGGCCGAGUGAUGUAAACUCACUUCUUGCACUAAAGUGUUUUCUUGUUUUCUCUGUUAGUAUUGUUUCAGUAGUGAAUUUUGUAGUGGCUGGUAAGCUGUUU
Messenger RNA from Gopherus evgoodei (Goodes thornscrub tortoise), 4273 nucleotides. RefSeq names its product ALG13 UDP-N-acetylglucosaminyltransferase subunit (gene ALG13). Gene Ontology annotation, biological process: dolichol-linked oligosaccharide biosynthetic process. Gene Ontology annotation, molecular function: hexosyltransferase activity. Bases 627 to 4172 code for a protein of 1181 amino acids. The record is from RefSeq and is a predicted model, not a curated record. Lineage: Eukaryota; Metazoa; Chordata; Testudines; Testudinidae. The transcript has 33 exons.